This is a messenger RNA of Arabidopsis arenosa, 749 nucleotides long. NCBI's taxonomy places the organism in Eukaryota, Viridiplantae, Streptophyta, Magnoliopsida, Brassicales, Brassicaceae. The record is from the annotation of a GenBank genome assembly.
CCACAUAAACUCUUUAAUGCACAACAGAGAGUCAGAGAAUGAAGCUAUCACCACCACCACUUACCAACAGCGAACCAACCGCCACCGUUUCUGCCGUUAAAUCUUGCGGCGGAGUUGGCAAAGAAACCAGUUCGACCACGAGGCAUCCAGUGUACCACGGUGUUCGCAAACGCCGAUGGGGGAAAUGGGUUUCUGAGAUCAGAGAGCCCCGGAAAAAGUCUCGGAUUUGGCUUGGAUCUUUUCCGGUGCCGGAGAUGGCUGCUAAAGCCUACGACGUGGCAGCGUUUUGUCUAAAAGGUAGAAAAGCUCAGCUGAAUUUUCCGGACGAAAUAGACGAUCUACCUCGACCGUCCACGUGUACUCCCAGAGAUAUCCAAGUCGCGGCGGCCAAAGCAGCCAACGCCGUCAAGAUGAUCAAAAUGGGAGAUGAUGACGUGGCAGAAAUAGACGACGGAGAUGAUUUCUGGGAAGGCAUUGAGCUACCGGAGCUUAUGAUGACUGGAGGUGGGUGGUCGCCGGAGCCUUUUGUUGCCGGAGAUGAUGCCACGUGGCUUGUCGACGGAGACUUGUAUCAGUAUCAGUUCAUGGCGUGUCUGUGAGUGUUGCUGUCGAUUGUGUCGUAUUCGUUAUACGUGUACGUUGUAUCGUUAUUGUGUUGGCUCACUUAAUUUAAUGCAUAUGCAUGUAUAUUUUCAUUUUUUUGUUUCUAGUUUAUUGUUUUACGCGAUUAAUAAUUAGAUACCUGUUUA